CUCCUCUCAUCUCUCUACUGUCUCCUGUAUCCUCUCCUCUCUCCUCCUCUCAUCUCUGUCUCCUGUAUCCUCUCCUCUCUCCUCCUCUCAUCUCUCUACUGUCUCCUGUAUCCUCUCUCCUCUCCUCUCUCCUCCUCUCCACUCUGCUGUCUCCUCCCUCCUGUCUCCUCUUUCCUCUCUCCUCCAUCCUCCAGCCUGCCCGGUUGCCUGACUGCCCAACAAAAAAUGUUGGCAAAACACCCCCUCCUCAUCGUGUAGAGAAAAAAAAUGGCGGACAAGCGCUAAAUCCACAUCAGAAACAAACACACGUUACAAAGCAAGACGGAGCAAGAGGAGCGUGGACCGGGCCGCUCUCAUUUGGACCCCCCCCACCCCCCCCCUUGGUGGAGGAAAAAGGCGCACUUCCACCGCAGAGGGAAUCGCCCGCUGCUGAUCGGUUAUGAGGUUUUAAGCGUGGAAGCCACUUGUGUGUUGUGAGCUUGGCCUGCAUUGGAGCAUGAGGAAGCCUCUGCCACAGAAAGCUAUAGAAUGGAAAGAAGUCAGAAGGAUCAAGCAAGCCCGCAGUGGACGGCCCUCUCGGGUUCUCUCACAAUACCAAGGGCUUUUCAGUUGGGAGAAAUACCUGAAGGAGACGGGGGCCGUGGCUGCACCCUCUGCUUGUUUCAGACAGAGCCUCGUGCCCCCGCUUAACGAGUUCAAGGCGGGCAUGAAGCUGGAAGCCCUGGACCCGCGGAACACCACGUCCACCUGCAUUGCCACGGUGGUGGGCCUGACGGGCUCGCGGCUGCGGCUGCGCCUGGACGGCUCGGACAACAAGAACGACUUCUGGCGCCUGGUGGACUCCUCGGAGAUCCAGCCGAUAGGCAACUGCGAGAAGAACGGGGGCAUGCUGCAGCCGCCGCUCGGUUUCCGUCUCAACGCGUCCUCGUGGCCCAUGUUCCUCCUGAAAACACUGAAUGGAGCUGAGAUGGCUCCCUCUCGCAUCUUUCACAAGCAGGAGCCUCCCGCCCCGGAGCAGAACUCCUUCCAGCUGGGCAUGAAGCUGGAGGCGGUGGACCGUAAAAAUCCCCAUUUCAUCUGCCCGGCCACGGUGGGCGCGCUGCGCGGCGUCGAGGUGCUGGUCACCUUCGACGGUUGGCGGGGAGCCUUCGACUACUACUGCCGCUACGACUCGCGCGACAUCUUCCCCGUGGGCUGGUGCGCGCUCACCGGAGACAACCUGCAGCCGCCCGGCGCCAAAGCGGCGCCGCCCAGGAGCCUCGGGGCUCUGACCGACGGGAGCGUGGACCGGCCGGCGAUGCACCCGGCGCCCACGGGGGGCAGGCCCCCGGGCCAGAGGGGACGGAAGCCCGGCCGCAGGAAAGCCAAGGGGACGGGGCUGUGGAACCAGAAGGGCCCGGCGGGGGGGGCGGAGCCCAUCAAGGUCCCCAAGAAACGAGGGCCCAAGCCUGGCAGCAGGCAGUUAAACUGGGCGAAGCGAGCCGGCUGGCUGCAGGACGCCAUGGCGGGGCCGGGACGGCCAGGGGCGGGACCGGGGAGAACCCGGGGCAGAUUGCCCGCCAACUGGGCCCACGGCUUAGCUCUGCAGCAGACUGGGGCGGAACCGAUCAAGAUCCCAAAGAAACGAGGGCCCAAACCUGGCAGCAAGCGAAAACCCCGCCUGGCGCCCAAUCCCGUCGCCACGUCUCCGAGCAGCAGCACCCCGGAGCCCGACACCAGCACGGUGCCCACGGACAACGCCACCAUCCCCACCUCAGCGCUGCAGGCCCCCACAGUUUGUGUGUAUCUAAACAAGCACGGCAAGGUGGGACCCCGUCUGGACCAGCGGCGGGUGCAGCAGCUGCCGGACCACUUCGGGCCGGGCCGGGCCUCCUCGGUGCUGCAGCAGUGCGUUCAGGCGUGCGUGGACUCCGCCCACAACCAGGGCGCCGUCUUCUCCUGCCUCAAGUCGGGACAAGGGGGCGAAGUCAUAUCAGCCUUCUUCGACCAGCGGCAGCACACCUUGACCCUGCCGGCGGUCAGCAGCGUGUCCUACGUGCUGCGCUUCCUGGAGAAGCUCUGCCACAACCUGCACUGCGACCCGCUGUUCGGCAGCCAGCCCGUAGCCGGGGGGGGGGGCCCCCGCACGCUCCCCGCAGAGAGAAGAGGUUUUGGAGACGGCCUGUCGACCGGCGGGGGUCCAGCUGCCAAACGCUUCCUCAAAGAUCACAACGGUGCAGCUCCUCAGAAACUGUCCCAAACCGCCCGGCGCUCCACCGACGGCGAGUCCCCCGUGGAGGACGCUGUUGCCGCGUCGGAGCGCUUCAAGAAGAGCCCCCUGUCUCCAAGCUCCAUGGUACCAAGCGCCGGCCUGAGGUCUCCCCCCAAGCUGCUGCACCGACACACCUCCACAGGCUCGGGCGGUUUCCGGGAGGACCCGAGCGGUCCGGACCCCAACCUGUGGACCGUGGAGGAAGUCAUGAAGUACAUCAGAGACAUGGACCCCGUGCUGGCCCCCCAUGCUGACCUUUUCAGAAAACAUGAGAUUGACGGUAAAGCCCUCCUGUUGCUGCGCAGCGACAUGAUGAUGAAAUACAUGGGCCUGAAGCUCGGCCCCGCCCUCAAACUCACCUUCCACAUCGACAAGCUCAAACGGGCCUGAGGGGGGGGGGGCCCACCGUCCUGAUCAGGGAUCCGUGUUUCACGCACUACGAGUUCCGACCAUUUCCAUGUAGCAUCAUGCAUCAGACCCCCCCCCCCCACGUGGUACUGCACACCCUCGUCCUGACCUCAUCCAAUGGGGACUGUAUUUUGUUUUUUUUGUGUAGCACAAUCCAGCCCCCGAAGCAGCACGGGACCCGUGGGACGGUUUUACAUUUCAGUGUAACUGUAAAAGGCCUUUUUAUUAGGUCACAUUUAUUCUGUACAUUUCAUAUUUUCUACUUUUAUGGACUUGUAUUUUUAAACGGUAUUAAGCGCUUUGUGUGGGAUCUGCUUCAGGAACCCUGAAGAGAAAAAAGAAAACACUACACGCACCCCCCAGUACUGGGGGCUGCUUUCGUGACCACAGCAGCAUUAACUAUAGGGAGGAAAGACAGGUUUUAUAAAGGGAUGUGACAGCGCUCCGAUACGGACGCAAAUAGCCGGGUCAUGUGACAAUCUGCGACAAUAUACGGAUCUAUUAUUAGAUAGCAUUAUUUUAAUAAAUAAUAUUUCUGUACAUUUAUGUCUUCUGUAUUUAUUUGUUAUUCUUUUGGAAAGUAAUGUCGAAGCCCGAUGUUGCCUUACUCGCCGCACAGAGGCCCUGCAUGCGGCGCCGGUACCGGAUCGGCAGACACACAAACGGCUCGUUGGCGUCCGUGUCGGCGCUGAGUUACGAUGACGCGUCCCUGGUUUUAAGAAAGACAACAGAAAACACUUUAUUCUGAAAAUACUGCCAAACGGUUUCCUUGUUCUUAUUCUGGAUGUUGUUUACAUUGCCUUGUUUUGUCUUUGUACUUUUUACAUUUUUAUACUAUAUUAGAGCUCCUACAUUGAGAGCCCUUUUAUCAUUAUUAACAUUGUUCAAUAAAUAUAUGAGUCACCUGUU
This is a messenger RNA of Pungitius pungitius (ninespine stickleback), 3568 nucleotides long. Its product is annotated as polycomb protein SCMH1. The record is from RefSeq and is a predicted model, not a curated record. NCBI's taxonomy places the organism in Eukaryota, Metazoa, Chordata, Actinopteri, Perciformes, Gasterosteidae. The transcript is spliced from 17 exons. Bases 497 to 2641 code for a protein of 714 amino acids. Gene Ontology annotation, biological process: negative regulation of DNA-templated transcription. Gene Ontology annotation, molecular function: chromatin binding; histone binding. Gene Ontology annotation, cellular component: nucleus.